AUGGGUGGAAAUUUAGGACCAACAGUUAUUGAUACAAAGAAUAGUAAUUUAUUACCAAAGAUUCAAAUGAACGGGACAGUGAACUCAUAUCAGGGACAACCAGUACCUCAAGGACAAAGUCAAUCACCUGAUAGUCAAUCUCAAAAAGGUGCAGAACAACCAGGUCAACAGGGACCACAAGGGCCAGCAACAGAUUCAACUGGAAUUCAAGGUCCUCCAAGAGUACCAGGGCAAACAUCUUCCUCGCAAAUCCACAGCCAAGGACAGAUUCAAAUGCAAAGUCAAGGAUUAAGUCAUCCGAAUGCUAAGACCACCACUCAAGUAAAUAAUGGCACAACAACCACCAAGACUAAUAUCGCUAGUCCAGUUUGUCAUAAUUGUAAAACACAAACCACUCCAUUAUGGAGACGUGAUGAAACUGGACAAGUUCUUUGUAAUGCUUGUGGAUUAUUCCUCAAAUUACAUGGAAGACCAAGACCAAUUUCUUUGAAAACUGAUACCAUCAAAUCAAGAAAUAGAAUUAAACAAUCGAAUAGUAAUUCCCAAAAAUCAUCAGCUCCAAAUACUCCAAAAUUAGAAUCAAAAGAUAAGAAAUCUCCCAAAUUAAAGAAACUUAAUUAUAAUCAUAAUUUACAGAAUGGGAACCAUCCUGUUCAACCUUUACACUAUCCAUCAUCAACUCCAACACAAUUUGCUCCAGGGUUACAAAGAAUCACCAGUCCUUUAUUGUUGUCAAACACUUCUUCAAUCUCAAACAGUAGAAGUUCAAAUAUAAUGCAAGCUGCAGGUACAUUAGAAAAUAUGUCAGGAUCGUCAGAUUUAGGACCUAGCGCUACUUUCAAGAAAUUCCAAUCCAACAGUCCGAUAUCUUUAAUGAGUCACCCAACCCCAGCCACUACACCAUCCUCAGUUGCAAAUAUCAAAAAGGAAAAUUCUCCAAUUUUCUCAACACCAUCGUCAGCUCUUAACUAUCCAAGACCAAUAAAUUCUCCAAGUUUCGGUCCACAAUAUCAUUUGACUAAUAAUUCCAACAAUAGUGCUUCAAAAACACCUGAAACUUUGCCACCAAUUCAACAACUUGAUAGUGUUAAACCUAAUUUACCUCAUAUUGCCAAUUUAACUGAUAUUAAUGGUGUCAGUUUAACAAAUAAUUUCCCAAAACCUCAUGUAUCUCAACCUAUUAUGUCAACCAGUGCAUCCAUUCCAUCAAAUCCUCCACAUCCUGCUGCAUCAUCUAAUCCAUCUCAACAUGGAAAUAGUGGACAACUUCCUCAGACAAAUUCAUCAAAUACAUCAUCAAAUUCUGUCCCUCCUCAACCAAGUAAUUUACCAAAUCCAGGAGAUAAUAACUCCAAUGGUCAUCAUAAUGGUGACGAAGUUACCUUAUUGAAAACAAGAAUCAGUGAACUUGAAUUGGUCAAUGAUUUAUACAGAACAAGAAUAAUGGAAUUGGAAGCAAUGGAACAAGCUGCUAGGUUAAGAGAAAAUUCCAUAAGGAAAAGAUUGGAUGAAGUUAUGAACGAAAAUAAACGUCAAAGAUUAGAAUAA
Molecule: messenger RNA, 1548 nt
Organism: Yamadazyma jaroonii
Lineage: Eukaryota; Fungi; Ascomycota; Pichiomycetes; Serinales; Debaryomycetaceae
Source: the annotation of a GenBank genome assembly